AUGUCGCAACAACCGUUUCAAACCUGGCAGAGUCACUAUAAACAACGACAGGAAUCGGCACAACAGCAGCAGCAUCGGCAUACGGUUAAUCCUGCCACAUCUACGACUGAUCGAGCAUACUACUGGGAUGGCUCAAAGUAUGUGUAUUAUAAAGAUUUGCAAGCGGGAUCACAGCCUCGACAAGACCAGUCAUCGCUUAGUCAUUCACAAACAACUAUGUUUACCGCCGUCAAUGGCCUGCCAACCUAUUCUUCUUCACAAUUGGCAAACCAGCAACAAUCGCAGACUUAUAUAGACGAUUCCAAUCUGGCCGUACAUCAACAUCUACUUACAAAUUCUAUUCAGCAACAGAACGACAGCGCUCUGUCUGCUCGACAAGGCUUGAUUACUCAUCGGGAACAACAUCAACAACAGUGGUUGUCGCAGUACCCGUAUUCGAGACACCGUGAAGUACAAACACCAAGCGAAUUGAUCACGCCGAUGCAAUCUGAACAUCAAUUAGAUCGACAAAACUCGGUUCAAGACAUGCUUGGAGUUGUUCCGGUCGAGUCAUCGGAGAAUGUCCAAUCACAGGUCUAUCCACAAACAGAAAUUAUUUCCCAUCCAUCUCAAGGAAGCGUCCAAAACAAUUUUAAUCAAUCGGGAAACGGGUUUCCAGACCAGUCUUCUUCCCAGAUGGAAACUGAUGAUCAAGUGAUCAGUCGCCAGCAGGACGAAUCUAACAUUUCAGCUUUCAAUGUUCUUAUGAAAUCAGGUAUUGCAAAAAUUACUGAUUUUGGUCUAUCUGGACAGAUGAUGUCCUCAUCAUUAGGGGAAGGCACUGCAGCAUACAGAGAUCCCUUAUCAUUCAGAAAUCAACCAUAUAAACGUGGAAAGAAAUCUGACAUUUUUAGCCUUGGAGUGUUAUUCUGGGAGAUCUCUAGCGAGCAGAUUCCUUGUAAAAAAUGGACCAAUGUGGCAAAAUGUAGAGAAGAAGGCUAUCGUGAUUCCCCCCUUCCAGAAACACCAGAUGCAUAUGUUCAGCUAUAUUCAGCAUGUUGGAGUGAGAAUGCUGAAGAACGACCAUCUUGUACAGAAAUACACAAACAAUUACAACUGUUAUCUGAUGACAGAAAUCAGCAUUUACCAG
Molecule: messenger RNA, 1129 nt
Organism: Paraglomus occultum
Lineage: Eukaryota; Fungi; Glomeromycota; Glomeromycetes; Paraglomerales; Paraglomeraceae
Source: the annotation of a GenBank genome assembly